This is a messenger RNA of Auanema sp. JU1783, 1311 nucleotides long. NCBI's taxonomy places the organism in Eukaryota, Metazoa, Nematoda, Chromadorea, Rhabditida, Rhabditidae. The record is from the annotation of a GenBank genome assembly.
AUGUCUUCUAAUAAAGCAGAACCACCAGUUGUUACAAUAUCGGAUGGAGAGCUAUCUAGCUCAGACGAAGAACUUAAUUAUAGUCGGAAGAGGAGAUUAGGAAGUCGAACUCCUUCACCUGUUGUAGUCAAUGCCAGAGUUAAUAAAGGAAAUGAGACUGACUAUGGGGACUUUUUGAUCGAUCGCUCUGAAUCCGUUGCCGUUACCUCCAAUGAGUUAUCGAAAGAUCCUAAUAAGGAAGAGAAAUCGGAUUGGAUGAUGAAAGUAUCAUCUGAGGUGCUCAGCCCAUUCAGUGCGAAUACGACAGCUCAAGGAGAGCCACAACAGAAAAGGAGAAGAAAUGGUUGUUUCAAUUGUGGAGGUGAUCAUCCAGUCACUAAUUGCCCAGAACCUAAAGAUGCCAAUCGCAUUCGUGAGGCUCAACAAGCUCGUCGAGAACAGGUCCGCGCUAGAACGGAUAAUCAGCGCUACCAUGAAGAUGACAAAAAAGUGGAGAAGUUCCGACCUGGAAGAAUUUCCAACAGUCUUCGCUCGGCUCUUGGUAUUGGCACGGACGAUAUCCCAGAAUGGAUAUACCGGAUGCGGAAAAUGGGUUUCAUAGAUGGAUACCCUCCUGGAUACUUGAAACAAGCCAUAAUCAAAGAUACCUCUCAUAAGUUGCUAUCUUUCCACUCCAUUGACGGGUUAGGAGAUUAUACGCCAGAAGACGAUGGUAGAGAGAGUCCACCUCCUCAGUUAGAUAGUAACAAGAUGAUUUACUUCAUGGGCUUCAACCAGUACUACCGCAGUCUUAAAGAUAGGGAGCGAUUCAAUGUACCACCUUUCAAUGAGUUCUGUGACUUCCAUCGUGAUCAUCUGCUUAAAAAGCAUGAAGACCAUAUCAAGCAACGAAGGCGGGACAGAGAACGACAGAAACAGAAGGAAACGAAGACGAACCUAAACCAGGAUAAUGAAGUUAUAACACUGGAUUCAGCUCAUAGCUCCGAUGAGGAUGUAAUCGUGCUUGAUGGCACGGUACCAACUAAUAUACCUAUUACUAACGAAGAAGAAAGUUUGAAAUCGCCAGUGACUAAAGAACCAAAAGAAGAGGUUAUCUCCACUCCUAAGGGUUCUAUUAAAUCGGUUGUACUUCGCACUCCAAUCCCUCAGCGUCGUAAUGCUGCUGGAGAAGUUGCAGCUGAUGAAAUUCCAGAUCUAGAUAAAUUCAAAGAGGGUAUAAUUCCAUUCCAAGUCGAAGAAGAGUCUACACCUCAUAGAGGUUUCUUGAAGAAAAUUGUGGCCAAGAUCAAGCAAGUAACUGGCAGAAAAUGA